AUGCGUAUUUCUCCAUCUAAGUCACCGCUCCGCCGUAAAGGCAACACGCCAUCUCCAGUAAUCCUCCCUGACGAACUCGUCGCCGAAGUCCUAUCCUUCCUUCCCGUUAAUUCUCUCAUGCAACUCAAGUGUGUGAGCAAAUCAUGGAACUCGCUUAUCUCUGAUCCCUUUUUCGUCAAAUUGCACCUCAUCAAAUCUUCAAGAAACCCACUCCUCUCACUAUUUUCGACACAAUCUUCAAAUAAUUCCAUUUCUGCAGUACUAACUCCUAUGCCCAUGCGUUGUAUACGAGAGAUAACCAAUGCCAAUCAUGAUACUAAAUACCUAUUGGCGGUCGAGGAAUAUUACAUGAGUGUUGGUUCCUGCAAUGGAUUGAUUUGCAUGCUCCAUGAUUCUUCAGACGUCUUUGUGUAUCGAGAUUUAUCUCUCCGAUUCUGGAACCCAGCCACGAGGUCAUUGUCUGAUAAACUAGAUUAUUUUUGCACUUCAGUCAAGGAACUCAACUUCAAAUUCUCAUAUGGUUAUGAUAAUUUAACCAAUAAAUAUAAGGUGGUAGCCUUUCGUCCUAACGAGGUAAAAGUUUUCACUUUGGGCGAAAAUAUUUGGAGAAAUAUUCAAAGUUUUCCUGUAGAUCCUUAUUACUGUACUCAUAAUCCUUAUAAUUGCGGUGUGUAUUUGAGUAAUAGUAUUAAUUGGUUUGCCGUUCGCAAUCAUGAGAACUUUGUCUAUGGCCGAUGGAAAGAUCUUAUUGUUAGUGUUGAUGAAUUUGUGAUUAUCUCACUUGAUUUGGGAAUGGAAACAUACACGCAGUUGCGCCUCCCUCAGGCUCUUAAUGAAGUCCCAUAUGUUAUGCCAACUGUUUCCAUAUUGAUGAACUGUCUUUGUUUUACACAUUAUUCCAAGGGAAAUCAUUUUGUUAUAUGGCAAAUGAGGGAAUUUGGAGUUGAAGAUUCUUGGAUUCAAUUGUUUAAAUUUAGGUAUCAACAUCAGCGUUGCAUCGGUGUUCGCCAUGGAUAUUGUAAUUUGUUGCCAUUACAUGUUCUUGAGAAUGAUGAUACACUAUUAUUGGUAAAUGGAGAACAAUUCAUUCGUUAUAAUCGGAGAGAGAAUAGACUAGUAAAGCUACCUGCAAUUAACGAAUGCUUAUAUUUGCGCUAUGCCAAGCAUUAUAUCGAAAGCUUGGUUUCAACUUGUUAA
This is a messenger RNA of Medicago truncatula (barrel medic), 1197 nucleotides long. Its product is annotated as F-box/kelch-repeat protein At3g23880. The record is from RefSeq and is a predicted model, not a curated record. The transcript has a single exon. Bases 1 to 1197 code for a protein of 398 amino acids. Lineage: Eukaryota; Viridiplantae; Streptophyta; Magnoliopsida; Fabales; Fabaceae. Gene Ontology annotation, molecular function: protein binding.